Lactuca sativa (garden lettuce) is the source of this 1386-nucleotide messenger RNA. Its product is annotated as caffeoylshikimate esterase. NCBI's taxonomy places the organism in Eukaryota, Viridiplantae, Streptophyta, Magnoliopsida, Asterales, Asteraceae. The record is from RefSeq and is a predicted model, not a curated record.
CCAUUUUCAGUGGUCGGUUCCACGCAACUUUACUAAAAAUAGAUCACAUUACUGUUUACACACUCGUCUAUAAAGAAGAUAAGAGGGAACCAUCUUCCGUCACAAGCUCGAUCCACAACGCUUUUUUCUUUUUCUUUUAUAUCCUUUUCUCAAAGAUCUUAUUUUCCUGAACAACAACUAUAUCAUCAAUGGAGGUUGAAUACCAAGAGGAGUUCAUAACAAAUUCAAGAGGUGUGCAGCAGUUUACAUGUAGAUGGCUUCCUGUUUCUUCUCCCAAAGCUCUUGUAUUUAUGUGCCAUGGUUAUGGCAUGGAAUGUAGCAUCUUCAUGAAAGGGGUUGGUACUAGGCUCGCGAGCAACGGGUACGCGGUCAUCGGAAUAGACCAUGAAGGGCAUGGGCGGUCCAUGGGUGAGCGUUGUUAUAUUGAGAAAUUUGACAACAUUGUGACCGAUUGCUCCAAUUUCUUCAAAUGCAUUUCUGGACAAGAAGAUUACAAAAACAAGAAGCGGUUUUUGUACGGUCAAUCCAUGGGUGGUGCGGUUGCCCUUCUUGUACACCGAAAGGACCCAACUUUUUGGCACGGGGCAAUUUUGGUCGCACCCAUGUGUAAGAUAAAUCUGAAAGUGAGGCCACACCCAAGGGUGUUACACACGAUAGAAAGGAUAGAAGAUCUUAUACCAAGAUGGAAGAUAUUGUUUGCGAAAGAUGUCAUUGAUUCUGGAUUUAAGGAUCCUUUGAAGAGAGAAGCGAUACAUGCAAACAAGUUGAUUUACCAAGGAAAACCAAAGCUUAAAACAUCUCUUGAAUUAAUUAGAACCAGCAUGGAUCUCGAAGACCACUUAAGCGAGGUGACAUUGCCAUUUCUCGUGCUACAUGGGGAUGCGGAUACAGUGACAGAUCCAAAGGUUAGCCAGGCUCUAUACGAACAAGCUAGUAGCAAAGACAAAACCAUCAAAAUAUACCCAGGAAUGUGGCAUGCAUUGACCACUGGUGAGCCAGAUGAAAACAUUGCAAUCGUAUUCGCUGACAUCAUAACAUGGCUCGAUACGCGAUAUGAUGACAAUCAUAUCAACGAAAAUCAAUUGGAUGACAACGUGGUUAUUACUGACGAUAUCAAGUUGGAAAAUCAUGCUUCGUCAUCUGUGCAUGAUGGAAAUCAGUGAAAGCAAAUCAAGGAGGAGUCUGAAUAAUGAAAGCUAUAUUUGCUAUCUUUAUAGCUCUUAGCUUAUAUUUGGAAUGCUAUCUUAUUUAAAUAAUGACUUAUUAGAAUAAUCUUCUUUCUUAUGUUAUGUUUGGGCAUGCCAUAACUAGCUUAUUUUCUGAGUUUGUUUAGAUUGUAAUGUUUGGACAACCAAAAAGUAAUAAGUUAGUUUUUUUAUAAAGUUA